Molecule: messenger RNA, 3111 nt
Organism: Colletotrichum acutatum
Lineage: Eukaryota; Fungi; Ascomycota; Sordariomycetes; Glomerellales; Glomerellaceae
Product: PDZ domain-containing protein
Exons: 4
Coding region: 1-3111 (1036 amino acids)
Biological process (GO): proteolysis
Molecular function (GO): protein binding; serine-type endopeptidase activity
Source: RefSeq, a predicted model, not a curated record
AUGAACGGCAACAGCGCAUCGCCGCGCUCCAAGCGCAAGGCUCCUACGAGCCCCGAGGGCCUGCGACCCCAUAAGCAGCAUCGCGCGCUGAACGGCAAGCUAUCUGCUGGCGACAACACACCCGAGGUUGAGCGCGUCGAGGAGAUUGAGGAGGAGAGCGAGUUCGAGGAUGCCGCGCGGCUGAAUGGCAUGUUUCCCAUGACGCAAGAGCCGGAGGCGUGGCAGAAGACUAUUGAGAACGUUGUCAGCAACGUUGUCUCCAUUCGCUUCUGCCAGACAUGCUCCUUUGACACGGACGCGGCGUUGACGAGUGAGGCGACAGGCUUCGUGGUGGACGCUCAGAAGGGAUACAUCUUGACGAACCGACACGUUGUUGGAUCCGGACCGUUCUGGGGCUACGUCGUCUUCGACAACCACGAAGAGGUUGAUGCGUACCCCGUCUACCGCGACCCCGUUCACGAUUUCGGUAUCCUUCGAUUCGACCCCAAGGCUGUUAAGUACAUGAAGCUAAAUGCGCUGGUGCUUCGUCCGGACCUUGCGAAGGGUAGUGGAUCCGCUAACAGCUUGGUAGUUGGUGUUGAGAUCAGGGUGGUGGGUAACGAUGCCGGAGAGAAGCUCAGUAUCUUGUCUGGCUUCAUCAGUCGUCUGGACCGAAAUGCGCCGGAAUACGGAGAGGGAUACAGUGACUUCAACACCUGCUACUACCAAGCCAACGCUGCCGCCAGUGGUGGUAGUUCUGGCAGUCCGGUUGUGAACGUGGACGGAUUUGCUGUGGCUCUGCAAGCUGGUGGACGAUCCGAUGGUGCUUCGACAGAUUACUUCCUGCCGUUGGACCGACCGUUACGAGCUCUGGAAUGCAUCCGUCAGGGCAAGCCCGUCACAAGAGGUGACAUUCAAUGUCAAUUCCUCCUGAAGCCUUUCGACGAAUGUAGACGCCUUGGCCUUACCCCGGAGACGGAGGCUGCGACUCGUCAACACUUCCCCAAGGAUAACAACAUGCUUGUUGCCGAAAUCGUCCUUCCCAAGGGACAGUCUGACCAGAAGAUUGAGGAAGGCGACAUUCUCGUCAAGGUGAACGGCGAGCGUGUGGGUCAGUUCAUCCGUCUGGAUGACUUGCUGGACUCAAAUGUUGGCCAGACGAUCCAUCUUCAGAUCCAAAGAGGCGGCGAGGACAUUGAGGUCGACGUUGAGGUCGGUGACCUACACCAGAUCACCCCUGACCGCUUCGUGUCCGUCGCAGGUGCCAGCUUCCACAGCCUGUCAUACCAGCAAGCCCGUCUAUACGGUGUAGCGUGUCAAGGUGUCUUCGUUUGCGAGGCAACUGGCUCUUUCAGAUUCGACAACGCGGACAAUGGCUGGCUGAUUCAAACCGUAGACCACAAGAAGACCCCUGAUCUGGAAACCUUCAUCGAGGUGAUGAAGACGAUUCCAGACAAGUCCCGCGUGGUUGUCACUUACAAGCACCUGCGUGACUUGCACACUCUGAACACCACAAUCAUCUACGUCGACCGUCACUGGUCAGCAAAGAUGAAGAUGGCUGUCCGGAACGACGAGACUGGCCUCUGGGACUUCACUGAUUUGGCUGAUCCCCUUCCUCCUAAGGCGCCUGUUGCUCGCUCCGCUUCUUUCAUUCAGCUUGAAAACGUGAAGCACGCGGCCAUUGCCGACCUGGUGCGCAGCUUCGUCCACGUCAACUGCACCAUGCCUGUUAAGCUGGACGGCUUCCCUAAGAACAGGAAGUGGGGCAUGGGCCUUGUGAUCGAUGCCGACAAGGGCCUUGUUGUUAUUUCAAGAGCAAUUGUGCCUUACGAUUUGUGCGAUGUAACAAUCACCAUUGCGGACUCGAUUAUUGUCGAGGGCAAGGUCGUCUUCCUACACCCCCUUCAGAACUACGCCAUUGUGCAGUACGACCCGGCGCUGGUCAAUGCUCCCGUUCAAAGUGCGAGGUUGAGCACGGACAACAUCACUCAAGGAGCUUCCACCAACUUCAUGGGAUACAAUAGGAUUGGAAAGAUUGUCCAUGCCUCCACCACAGUCACCGAGGUCACCGCCGUGGCUAUUCCGGCCAACUCUGGUGCACCCAGAUACCGUGCCAUCAACGUCGAUGCCAUCACUGUUGACACGAGUCUAAGCAACCAGUGCGGUAGCGGUGUUCUCGUCGCCGACGAUGGUACGGUUCAGGCUCUCUGGCUCACUUACUUGGGCGAGCGUUCGCCGUGCAGCAACCGUGAUGAGGAGUACCAUCUUGGUCUUGCUACGCCCACUCUGCUGCCUGUCGUGUCUCAAAUUCAACAGGGCAUCGUUCCCAAACUGCGCAUGCUCUCCGUCGAGUUCAGAGCCAUCGCCAUGGCUCAAGCUAGAGUUAUGGGCGUCUCUGACGAGUGGAUUAGCAAGGUCACCGAAGCUAACAAGACACACCACCAGCUGUUCAUGGUCAGCAAGCGGACCUUUGAGCGCAGUGAGCAGUCAAGCGCUCUACUUGAGGGCGACAUCCUGCUCACGCUCAACGGCAAGGUCAUCACCAAGGUUUCCGAGCUUGACAUCAUGUACUCUCACGAGGUCCUGGACGCCGUCAUCGUUCGCAACUGCGAGGAGAUUCACAUCAAGGCUCACACCGUCGCCGCCGACGAUGUCGAGACCGACCAUGCCAUCUCAUUCUGUGGUGCCAUCUUGCAUCGACCUCACCAUGCCGUCAGACAGCAGAUUAGCAAGCUGCACAGCGAGGUGUACGUGUCGGCCCGUACUCGCGGUUCGCCUUCUUACCAGUACGGCCUCGCGCCGACCAACUUCAUCACCCACGUGAACGGCAAGGCGACGCCUGAUCUGGAGACCUUCCUCGCUUCCGUGCAGAAGAUCCCAGACAACACCUACUUCCGACUUAAGGCUGUCACCUUUGACAGCGUGCCUUGGGUCAUCACCAUGAAGAAGAACGAGCACUACUUCCCGACAACGGAGUGGACCAAGGACCCGUCGGAGUCUUGCGGCUGGAGACGGAAGACGUACGAGGGCGGCAAGACGUACGAUGGUGAGGGUCCCGACGGUGUGCUCGACUCCGUGCUCGCCGUCACCGAGGACGCUGAGAUGGCCGAUGAGCCCCCUGCCCCCUUGUAG